AUGGCGCAUCGGUGCAUGCCCCGCGCUUUGGCAAUCAACCUGCUGCUGUUGCUGCUGCCAACGUCGUCGGCUCGCACCACCACCACCAUUCGCGCGCCUGGAAGCGCGGCUCGGCUGCUUGCCUCACCGCGCGCUGGCGUUGCCGAUGACGUGGCGGACGCCGGCGGUUUUGAUCCGCUCGCCCGGGAGCUGCGGGCGCUGAGCCCGGCAAAACGCGACGCCUGGAACGCGUUUCGCACGCGGCAGCUCAACGACCAGCGUCGGCGGCGCAAGCAGUCGUGGGGCCAGCGAGGGCGGGCAGCCGUUGAGCCGGGAGAGAUUUACGACAUGGACGACUUUGCGACGCGAGAGCCUGCUCCGGCGGUGCUCGGAAGCGACCCGGUGGAGGGCUCGCCUCGCGACUUGAGCGACGACGCUCUCAUGGACGAGGAGCAGGCGAACCUCGCCCUGCUGCGAGAGUUCUUGCGUGCGAGGGACGACCUGAGCGGCCGCGUGUCUGAGGUGCGCCCUCCUCCAGAGGGGGACUGGGGGCAGGGAUGA
Messenger RNA from Emiliania huxleyi CCMP1516, 540 nucleotides. RefSeq lists its product as hypothetical. Bases 1 to 540 code for a protein of 179 amino acids. The transcript has a single exon. NCBI's taxonomy places the organism in Eukaryota, Haptophyta, Isochrysidales, Noelaerhabdaceae. The record is from RefSeq and is a predicted model, not a curated record.